CUGACCACUGUGUAUGUUUACCUAAGCGUUGACCACUUAAACUUAUCUUAAGUGUUCAAUAUCAAAAAAACUUUAAUCUUUAAAAGUACACAUAGUUAACAGAAAAUAAAUGAGCCAAUUGAUGAUUGUGCUGUCUGUAUUCACGACGGGCUAAUCAAAGGUCAAUCUGAAGACAAAUAUAUAUGUGCUAUGGAUGAGCCGAAUAGAUACUGUUAGCUGAUUGCCUUCACAUAGGUGUACACAGUUUACAUUUUUACACAUUCAGGAUGUGGCCUUUAUUGAACAAUGAAACUGUCCAUAUUGCUUACAUGUCAAUUCACAUGGUGCCCCCCAGCGAAGUUACUCAAAAAUGGUUGUAAGAUAUUUCUGACUGAGCUAAUUAUUAUUUCCCGAUGAUAAUCUAACUAAAAUCAUGUCAGUGUUGCUGUUCGUUAUCCAAAUGUUACUACUGUGAUCCGAGAUAUAACUUCUAUCGACCUCAGACUCCAUCUAUAAUGAAAAAGAAAACAAAGUAAGCGGUUGCUGUUUAAUAUGCACCAUAGGAUCGUUUGACCGAAAAAUCAUCUUCAUGAAUGUGUUGGUGCAUUCCAAUGCCAGCCACGUUUAAUCCUUCCUGUAUUAUUCAGAUUUCUUCGAGGUUCCUUCUCUGAAUAGGAAUGUUCAAAUCUCUAAUCUCCUUCAGCACAAUAAGCUUCACAAUCCUAUUAGUAUUGUUGUUAUGUGAAGAAAGUCUUGGAGAUACACCAGCGAACUGUUCUUAUUCGGAUGCAAUUGGUCAAUGGGUGUUUUAUGUAGGCGAUUACAAGUCGAAAUGCCCCAGUAAAUUUAAGCCUAAAAGGGUUGUGACUAUGAAGAUACAAUAUCCAGACAUUGUGACUGAUUCUUAUGGGAAUAUGGGGAAAUGGACUCUGAUAUAUAAUCAAGGCUUUGAAAUUAUUAUCAAUCAUAGAAAGUGGUUAGUUAUGUUUCACUAUGAGAAGAAAUCGAAGUUUAAUUGUCAUAAAUCGAUGCCUAUGUGGACACAUGACACGUUAAUCCGUCAAUGGUAUUGUUUCACUGCUUCGAAACUUGGUGAGACUGAAAGCCAACUGAAUUACAAAUUGUCUGGUGAAGAAAUUGACGAAAACAGAAUGUUCACAGUUGAUCCUACCCUUGUGGAUGAAAUCAAUAGACAACAGAACUCUUGGAGAGCGAAAAUGUAUCCAGAAUACUUGAGCUAUACAAUUGGAGAAAUGAGACGUCGAGUUGGUGGCACAGCGUCUGCGUAUUUAAGAUCACCAUCCAUACAUGCACCAAAGAAGUAUCUGUCAGCGGAAAUGAUAUCAGCUAUUCAACAUUUACCUCGUGAAUUCGAUUGGCUCAAUCCACCUGAAGGUCUCCGCAGUCCAGUGACGCCUAUUCGUAGUCAAGGCAAAUGUGGAAGUUGUUAUGCAUUCGCAUCCACGGCUGCAGUUGAGGCUCGUUUACGUUUAGCGAGUAAUUUUACCCUUCAACCUAUUCUAUCACCUCAAGAUAUCCUGGACUGUAGUCCGUAUUCACAAGGUUGUGAUGGUGGCUUUCCUUAUUUAAUUGCUGGUAAAUAUGCUGAAGACUUCGGCAUGGUCACGGAGAAGUGUAAUCCAUAUACCGGAAAACAAAGAAGUCAGUGUAAAACAAGUAAACAUUGUGAACGAUAUUACACAACCAACUAUGCCUAUCUUGGUGGUUAUUACGGGGCAACAAAUGAAGAAAUCAUGAAAUUGGAAUUAGUUCAGAAUGGACCAUUUCCUGUUGGAUUUGAAGUGUACAAAGAUUUUCUCUUUUACGAAUCAGGUGUAUAUCGACACACAAAGAUUGAAAAUCAACAUUCUCCAUUCAAUCCAUUCGAGUUAACUAACCACGCUGUACUGCUAGUUGGUUAUGGUGUUGACCAGGAUACAAAUCUACCCUACUGGAAUAUAAAAAAUAGUUGGGGUGGUCAAUGGGGUGAAAAAGGAUUCUUCCGAAUACUACGUGGUUCAGAUGAAUGUGGUGUGGAAAGUCUUGCUGUUAAAUUUGAUGUUGUAUUUUAAUGUGAAGAAGACUAAAAUUGUACCCUCAUAAUGUAAUUAAAGAAAGUAGAUUAAAUGAAUGAACAGCGCUUUCUUAUUUUGUCAUAUUACUUGUAUGUGUGAAUUCGGAAGAGUUCUUUUUCUUUGGAUACAGA
This is a messenger RNA of Trichobilharzia regenti, 2185 nucleotides long. The record is from the annotation of a GenBank genome assembly. Lineage: Eukaryota; Metazoa; Platyhelminthes; Trematoda; Strigeidida; Schistosomatidae.